Messenger RNA from Achroia grisella, 3208 nucleotides. RefSeq names its product piwi-like protein Siwi (gene aub). NCBI's taxonomy places the organism in Eukaryota, Metazoa, Arthropoda, Insecta, Lepidoptera, Pyralidae. The transcript has 19 exons. The record is from RefSeq and is a predicted model, not a curated record. Bases 111 to 2807 code for a protein of 898 amino acids. Gene Ontology annotation, biological process: regulatory ncRNA-mediated gene silencing. Gene Ontology annotation, molecular function: piRNA binding; protein binding. Gene Ontology annotation, cellular component: P granule.
UUUUAAAAAAUGAAUACUACAGUCUUUGCUCUUUAAGUUAUUGACGCUUUUUGUGAGAACUGCACGCAUUUGCAAAGAAAGCACAUUUUUAUUGGUAAAACAUCUGAAAAAUGUCCGAGCGCGGGAGGGGUAGAGCUCGCGGUCGAGCAGGACGCGGAGGUGACUCAACCGGUCCUGCUCCUCGUCGCCCUGGAGAACAACCAGGCGCUCCACAGCAGACAGGCCCGCGUCCCCAGCCCCCAGUAGCCUGGGGGGCGCCGACUGUCGCGCCACCUGUUAGAGCUGGUGUGCCAACCCCAACAAUACAAGCUGGCCGAGCUUCACACCGCACUACGCCUACUACACAUGACCACCCAGGCGAUGUGGACAUACAGCAGCGUAUGCAAAAAAUCGACAUUGGCCAGCCAUCUCAAGUACCUGGGGGUGGUGACGCAUCUAGUUCCGUAGUGGGACGCGGCUCUCGACGUGGCGGCGGCAGGGUGCUGCCUGAACAGAUGACGAUACUGCGCACACGUCCCACCACGGUCCAGUCAAAGAAAGGCAGCACAGGAACACCCCUGGAUCUACUUGCAAACUACUUUACGGUACAAACUACCCCACAAUGGAGCCUAUACCAGUAUCAUGUCGAUGUAUCGCCCGAAGAAGACAGCACAGUAGUUCGUAAAGGUCUGCUAAGGGUACAUCAGAAAACUCUUGGAGGAUAUCUAUUUGAUGGCAUGGUCCUAUACACGGUUAAAAAGCUGCAUCCAGACCCUCUGGAAUUGUACUCUGAUAGAAAAACCGACGGUGAACGUAUGCGAAUACUCAUAAAGCUAACUUGUGCAGUGAGUCCAGGAGAUUACCAUUACAUUCAAAUUUUUAAUAUUAUCAUUCGCAAAUGUUACAAUUUGCUACAGCUGCAGCUUGUCGGUAGAGACUUUUUUGAUCCAAUAGCAAAGAUUGAUAUCCCAGAGCACAAACUACAAAUUUGGCCAGGAUAUAAAACCACAAUUAAUCAGUACGAAGACCGUUUGCUCAUGGUGACUGAAAUUACCCACAAGGUAUUGCGCAUGGACACUGUCCUUCAAAUGUUAAAUGAGUAUGCGGCCACCAAAGGGAAUUACUUCAAGAAAAAUUUCUUAGAAGACAUAGUUGGAAAGAUAGUCAUGACUGACUACAACAAACGGACAUAUAGGGUUGAUGAUGUGACAUGGGAAGCAAGUCCUCGCUCUACUUUCAAAAUGAAAGAUCAAACCGUUUCUUACAUUGAUUAUUACUAUAAGAAAUACAAUAUAAGGAUCCAAGAUCCGGGCCAGCCAAUGCUGAUAUCUCGCUCAAAGCCCCGUGAAAUACGCGCCGGCAUGCCGGAAUUGGUGUACUUAGUACCAGAACUAUGCCGCCAAACUGGACUCUCUGAUGCUAUGAGAGCCAAUUUCCAAUUGAUGAGUGCCCUAAGUAACCACACCAAGAUCGGGCCAGCAAUCCGUAUACAAAAGUUGCUCAAUUUCAAUCGUCGUCUCACACAAAAGAAGGAGGUUGUUGAGGAAUUAGGAACAUGGUCGUUGAAAUUGUCUGAGAAUCUUAUCAGAAUCAAGGGACGUCAGCUGCCCGCCGAAAAUAUUAUUCAAGGACGGGAAGCUAAAUACCCUGCUGGAGAUACCACUGAUGGCUGGACGCGCGAUAUGCGAUCGAAACAUCUGCUGUCACUUGCACAAGUACCAUAUUGGGUCGUGCUUUCGCCGGAUAGACUACGACGUGAAGCCGAAUCCUUUGCAGAGCUCAUCAUGAAAACCGGCGGCGGCGUAGGAUUCCGCUUGCCCCAACCAGAAUAUGUUGGCAUCGCACGUGACGGGCACAUGGAUUACGCCAAUAUGUUGGAGAAUGUAAUUGCAAGAAAAAAUCCAGCACUUAUCUUAUGUGUUCUUGGACGUAAUUUUGCUGACAGAUAUGAAGCCAUCAAGAAGAAGUGCACAGUAGACCGCGCCGUGCCUACACAGGUUGUGUGCGCACGCAACAUGACCAGCAAGUCUGCCAUGUCUAUAGCUACGAAAAUUGCCAUUCAAAUUAAUUGCAAACUUGGCGGGGCACCAUGGACAGUAUCAAUUCCAUUGAAAACAUUAAUGGUGAUCGGCUAUGAUGUAUGCCAUGACACUCGUAGCAAGGAGAAGAGUUUCGGAGCCUUUGUAGCAACACUGAACCAACCAAUGUCGCAGUAUUAUUCAAUGGUGAAUGCACACACCUCCGGUGAAGAACUUAGUGCCCAUAUGGGAUUCAAUAUCGCCUCAGCAAUACGAAAAUACCGAGAGAGAAAUGGUGUCCUGCCAAACCCCAUAUUUGUAUACCGUGAUGGUGUUGGCGAUGGUCAAAUACCAUAUGUCCUCAGCCAUGAGGUAGCUGAAAUCAAGAAAAAGUUGAAUGAGAUUUAUGCCGGCGCCGAAUAUAAACUGGCAUUCAUUAUUGUGUCGAAACGCAUUAAUACAAGGAUAUUUGUAGACCGCGGCCGAGGCGGCGAAAAUCCGCGCCCCGGCACAGUCAUUGAUGAUGUCGUUACAUUGCCAGAAAGAUAUGAUUUUUAUCUCGUGUCACAAAAUGUACGUGAAGGCACUAUAGCACCAACAUCAUACAAUGUGAUUGAGGACACAACAGGUCUUUCCCCUGAUCGUAUGCAGCUGCUCACGUACAAGUUGACGCACUUGUACUUCAAUUGCUCCACACAGGUCCGUGUGCCAUCCGUGUGUCAAUAUGCACACAAGCUCGCAUUCCUCGCUGCAAAUAGUUUGCACAACCAGCCUCAUCACUCACUCAGCGAGACCUUAUAUUUUCUCUAAAUUGUUGUUUUUUUUUAAAUUAUAUUUCUUUUGUUAUAAAAUUACAGCUACACUCAAUUAGGUAACGUAAUUAUUAGUUGCCUUUGAUAAAUAUUGAGUAGUACUGACAUUGUUGAUUAGCUAUAGGUCGUCCAUUUGACUUUACUUUAUGCUUAGUAUACCAGAUUGUACCUCAUUUAAAUGUAUUUUUAGUUGCGCUGGUCCUUAUAGUUCUACUAUAAGGGACGAAUUAUUGUUUUCGGACUUUAUGAAGUCAAUCGGACCGAUUUCGGAAUGCCGUUCCCAUAAUCUCUUAUUUAGGUACUUAAAGAAAUUCAAGAAUAACAUUUCAAAAUUGGUCCCAGCAUACGACUAAGUGAAAAUGUGUGAUAACUGCUGUGUAUUCCUUUUGUUAAUUAAUU